Messenger RNA from Diospyros lotus (date-plum), 6447 nucleotides. RefSeq names its product DNA-directed RNA polymerase II subunit RPB1. The record is from RefSeq and is a predicted model, not a curated record. The transcript has 14 exons. The coding region runs from base 279 to 5828 and encodes 1849 amino acids. Gene Ontology annotation, biological process: transcription by RNA polymerase II. Gene Ontology annotation, cellular component: RNA polymerase II, core complex. NCBI's taxonomy places the organism in Eukaryota, Viridiplantae, Streptophyta, Magnoliopsida, Ericales, Ebenaceae. Gene Ontology annotation, molecular function: DNA binding.
CUUCUCUUCGCUUUGCAUCCUCUCGUUCUCUCACAUUUGGGACAGAGAGAGAGAGGAAGAGAUCAAUUCUCUGGUGGGCGAUUAGCUCUUAGUUUCAGAAAAACAUCAAAACUAACCGUUAACAGUGGAAACCCUAAAACGUUAGUGAAAGAGAAGGAAAAAAAUUGCGAAUUUGUCGUGGUUUGGAUGAAAAUUAAUCCAAGAUUGCACCGACUCUAACCCUAGCUGGUCUUCUUCAUAUUUGUUCCGGUUGAGUGGUUCAGCGAUCUGCGGUAACGAUGGAUAUUCGAUUUCCGUACUCCCCGGCGGAGGUCGCCAAAGUUCGGGUUGUCCAGUUUGGCAUUCUCAGCCCCGAUGAGAUCAGGCAAAUGUCGGUUGUGCAGAUCGAGCACAGCGAGACGACGGAGCGAGGGAAGCCAAAGCCUGCCGGGCUCAGCGACCCUCGGUUGGGUACGAUUGACCGGAAGAUGAAGUGCGAGACUUGCAUGGCUAACAUGGCCGAGUGUCCUGGCCAUUUUGGGCACCUCGAGCUUGCCAAACCCAUGUUCCAUAUAGGGUUUUUGAAGACUGUUCUCAGUAUUAUGCGAUGUGUUUGCUUCAAUUGCUCUAAAAUCCUCGCUGAUGAGGAGGACUCCAAAUUUAAACAAGCUCAGAAAAUUAGAAACCCCAAAAAUAGACUUAAAAAAAUAUUGGAUGCCUGCAAAAGCAAAACCAAAUGUGAAGGUGGUGAUGAAAUUGACACCCAAGGUCAAGAUUCUGAUGAACCUGUUAAGAAGAGUCGAGGGGGUUGUGGUGCUCAGCAGCCAAAGAUCACUAUUGAAGGUAUGAAAAUGAUUGCUGAAUACAAGAUUCAGAAGAAGAAGACUGAUGACCCUGAGCAGCUUCCUGAACCCGUUGAGAGGAAACAGCAGCUCUCUGCUGAAAGGGUUCUAAAUGUCCUCAAGCGCAUAAGUGAUGAAGAUUGCUUGUUGUUGGGCUUGAAUCCCAAGUAUGCCCGUCCAGAUUGGAUGAUUCUGCAAGUCCUUCCAAUACCGCCACCUCCAGUGAGACCUUCUGUGAUGAUGGAUACUUCUGCAAGGAGCGAGGAUGAUUUAACCCAUCAGUUGGCUAUGAUCAUUAGACAUAAUGAAAACCUGAGGAGACAAGAGAGAAAUGGGGCUCCUGCACACAUAAUUUCUGAGUUUGCACAGUUGUUGCAGUUCCAUGUUGCUACAUAUUUUGACAACGAGCUUCCGGGUCAGCCAAGAGCUACACAGCGAUCUGGCCGCCCAAUCAAAUCUAUAUGCAGUAGGCUUAAGGCUAAGGAGGGACGUAUUAGGGGUAAUUUGAUGGGUAAACGUGUGGAUUUCUCAGCUCGUACAGUCAUCACCCCAGAUCCAACCAUCAACAUUGAUGAAUUGGGUGUGCCAUGGAGUAUCGCGUUAAACUUGACGUAUCCAGAAACUGUCACCCCUUAUAAUAUUGAAAGGCUGAAGGAGCUUGUUGAGUAUGGCCCACAUCCUCCUCCUGGGAAAACUGGAGCUAAGUAUAUAAUCAGAGAAGACGGUCAGAGGCUUGAUCUUCGUUACUUGAAGAAAAGCAGUGACCAUCAUCUUGAGCUUGGAUACAAGGUGGAGCGACACCUAAUUGAUGGAGACUUUGUUCUCUUCAAUAGACAACCAAGUCUGCAUAAGAUGUCUAUCAUGGGGCACAGGAUAAAGAUCAUGCCAUACUCAACAUUCCGUUUGAAUUUAUCUGUGACAUCCCCAUACAAUGCGGACUUUGAUGGAGAUGAGAUGAAUAUGCAUGUGCCUCAAUCUUUUGAAACAAGAGCAGAGGUCUUGGAGUUAAUGAUGGUACCUAAGUGUAUUGUCUCACCUCAAUCCAAUAGGCCAGUUAUGGGCAUUGUGCAGGACACUCUUUUAGGUUGCCGCAAGAUAACAAAGAGAGAUACAUUUAUUGAGAAGGAUGUCUUCAUGAACAUUUUGAUGUGGUGGGAGGAUUUUGAUGGAAAGAUACCAGCGCCUGCAAUUUUGAAGCCUAGACCUCUUUGGACGGGAAAGCAAGUGUUUAAUCUUAUUAUUCCAAAGCAGAUAAACCUCUUGAGGACAUCAGCUUGGCACUCUGAAACUGAGAAGGGACCUAUAACUCCAGGAGACACUCAAGUUCGAAUAGAAAAAGGAGAAGUGCUCUCAGGCACCCUUUGCAAGAAAACCCUUGGCACAUCUACAGGAAGUCUUAUCCAUGUUAUCUGGGAGGAAGUUGGUCCUGAUGCUGCUCGCAAAUUCCUGGGGCAUACCCAGUGGCUUGUUAACUAUUGGCUACUACAGAAUGGUUUUAGCAUUGGUAUUGGAGAUACAAUUGCAGAUGCUUCAACUAUGGAAAAAAUUAAUGAAACUAUUUCUAAAGCCAAGAAUGAGGUGAAAGAUCUUAUUAAGGCUGCGCAAGAUAAGCAGUUGGAGGCUGAGCCUGGCCGGACUAUGAUGGAAUCAUUUGAGAACAGAGUGAACCAGGUGCUCAACAAGGCUCGUGAUGAUGCUGGAAGUAGUGCUCAGAAGAGCUUAGCUGAGAGUAACAAUCUGAAGGCAAUGGUCACAGCAGGGUCAAAGGGAAGUUUUAUUAAUAUAUCACAGAUGACUGCUUGUGUGGGACAACAGAAUGUUGAAGGCAAGCGUAUCCCAUUUGGCUUCAUAGAUCGUACCCUUCCCCAUUUCACGAAAGAUGACUAUGGACCCGAAAGUCGUGGGUUCGUGGAGAACUCUUACCUACGAGGUUUGACCCCUCAAGAGUUCUUUUUUCAUGCUAUGGGUGGUAGAGAAGGUUUGAUUGAUACGGCGGUUAAAACUUCUGAGACUGGAUAUAUCCAGAGGCGACUAGUGAAAGCUAUGGAAGAUAUUAUGGUCAAAUAUGAUGGUACAGUUAGGAACUCAUUGGGAGAUGUUAUACAGUUUCUAUAUGGAGAAGAUGGUAUGGAUGCAGUUUGGAUUGAAUCUCAGAAGCUGGAUUCUCUUAAAAUGAGGAAGUCAGAGUUUGAUAAGGUGUUCAAGUAUGAAAUUGAUGAUGAGAACUGGAACCCAAGCUAUAUGUUGCCAGAACAUGUGGAGGAUCUUAAAACAAUUCGGGAGUUCCGCAAUGUGUUUGAUGCUGAGGUUCAGAAACUUGAAGCAGAUCGAUUCCAGCUUGGAAAAGAAAUUGCUACAACUGGUGACAACUCUUGGCCUAUGCCUGUGAAUCUCAAACGGCUUAUCUGGAAUGCACAGAAGACAUUUAAGGUUGACUUGAGAAGACCUUCUGAUAUGCACCCAAUGGAGAUUGUGGAAGCUGUCGAUAAGCUUCAGGAGAGACUCAAGGUUGUCCCUGGUGAGGAUUUGCUGAGCAUGGAAGCACAGAAAAAUGCCACCACAUUCUUCAACAUUCUUCUCCGAAGCACAUUUUCUAGUAAGAGGGUGUUGAAAGAGUAUAGGCUUACCCGUGAAGCAUUUGAGUGGGUUAUUGGUGAGAUAGAAUCACGAUUUUUGCAGUCACUUGUGGCUCCUGGAGAAAUGAUUGGAUGUGUUGCUGCCCAGUCUAUUGGUGAGCCUGCCACUCAGAUGACUCUAAACACCUUCCACUAUGCUGGUGUGAGUGCAAAAAAUGUCACUCUUGGAGUACCUAGAUUGAGGGAAAUUAUUAAUGUGGCCAAAAAAAUCAAAACCCCUUCUCUGUCUGUCUACUUGAAGCCUGAAGUCAGCAGGACAAAAGAAAAGGCCAAGAAUGUCCAGUGUGCUCUGGAAUACACUACAUUACGCAGUGUAACACAGGCUACUGAAGUGUGGUAUGAUCCAGACCCAAUGAGCACAAUCAUUGAAGAGGAUGUUGAUUUUGUCAAGUCUUAUUAUGAAAUGCCAGAUGAAGAAAUUGCCCCGGAGAAAAUUUCUCCAUGGUUACUCCGUAUAGAGUUGAAUCGUGAGAUGAUGGUUGAUAAGAAGCUGAGCAUGGCUGACAUUGCGGAGAAGAUCAAUCUUGAGUUUGAUGAUGAUUUGACCUGCAUUUUCAAUGAUGAUAAUGCUGAAAAAUUGAUCCUCCGCAUCCGUAUCAUGAAUGAUGAAGCUCCUAAAGGGGAGUUGCAGGAUGAAUCUGCAGAAGAUGAUGUUUUCCUCAAAAAGAUUGAAAGCAACAUGCUGACAGAAAUGGCCCUUCGCGGCAUCCCCGAUAUUAACAAGGUGUUCAUCAAAUCUGGUAAAGUGAAUAAAUUUGAUGAUAAUGAAGGAUUCAAGCCUGAGAAUGAGUGGAUGCUUGACACGGAAGGUGUCAACCUCUUGGCUGUUAUGUGCCAUGAAGAUGUUGAUGCUAGGAGGACAACUAGCAAUCAUUUGAUUGAAAUCAUUGAAGUUCUGGGAAUAGAAGCAGUUCGUCGGUCCUUGCUGGAUGAGUUACGAGUUGUCAUAUCUUUUGAUGGAUCAUAUGUAAAUUACAGGCACCUGGCUAUAUUGUGUGACACUAUGACUUACCGAGGUCACUUGAUGGCCAUCACUCGCCAUGGUAUUAAUCGAAAUGACACUGGACCGCUGAUGAGAUGUUCAUUUGAGGAAACAGUGGAUAUUCUUCUUGAUGCUGCUGUGUAUGCCGAAACAGAUUACCUUAGGGGUGUAACUGAAAAUAUUAUGCUGGGUCAACUUGCGCCAAUCGGUACCGGAGAUUGUGCCCUUUAUCUAAAUGAACAGAUGCUGCAGCAAGCUAUUGAUAUCCAGCUUCCUAGUUACAUGGAAGGUUUGGACUUUGGCAUGACUCCUGCCCGUUCGCCGAUUUCAGGGACCCCUUUUCAUGACGGGAUGAUGUCACCUAAUUAUUUGCUAAGCCCAAAUCUCCGUCUUUCACCUGUUACAGAUGCCCAGUUUUCUCCAUAUGUUGGUGGGAUGGGCUUCUCUCCUACAUCGUCUCCUGGUUACAGCCCUUCUUCUCCAGGAUAUAGUCCCUCAUCACCUGGAUAUAGCCCGACUUCCCCUGGGUACAGCCCAACUUCCCCUGGGUAUAGUCCAACUUCACCUGGUUACAGCCCCACCUCCCCAACAUAUAGUCCAAGCUCUCCAGGAUAUAGUCCUACGAGCCCUACAUAUUCUCCUACAAGUCCAUCCUACUCCCCCACAUCACCUAGUUAUAGUCCAACUUCUCCUAGUUACAGCCCUACUUCUCCCAGUUACAGCCCUACAUCUCCCAGUUACAGCCCCACCUCUCCAAGCUACAGCCCCACUUCUCCGGCUUACAGCCCGACAUCUCCUGCAUACAGCCCAACCUCUCCUGCGUACAGCCCAACGUCACCAUCUUACAGCCCGACCUCACCCUCCUACAGCCCGACCUCGCCAUCUUACAGCCCAACCUCACCAUCAUAUAGCCCAACCUCACCCUCCUACAGUCCAACUUCUCCAUCAUAUAGCCCCACCUCUCCUGCCUAUAGCCCAACUUCUCCAGGUUACAGUCCAACUUCACCUAGCUACAGUCCAACUUCUCCAAGCUACAGCCCCACAUCCCCAAGUUACAAUCCUUCAUCAGCAAAAUACAGCCCGUCUCUUGCUUACUCCCCUAGCAGUCCAAGACUAUCACCAUCUAGUCCGUACAGUCCAACAUCACCUAAUUACAGUCCGACAUCACCAUCAUAUUCACCAACAUCUCCAUCAUACUCCCCAUCGAGUCCAACAUACAGUCCCAGCAGCCCUUAUAGCAAGUCUGGUGUUAGCCCAGAUUAUAGUCCAAGUUCACCACAAUACAGUCCAAGUGCUGGGUACUCGCCGAGUGCACCAGGAUACUCACCAUCAUCUACAAGCCAGUACACUCCACAGAUGAGCAACAAGGACAACGGGAGUAAACGCUAGGUUGUAAUAUUCCUCCCAACCCUCUUGACAUCUUGAAAGAAUGUGCUGAAGAGGCGGUUUGGAUCCGGGACCUUGCGGGCUACCAUCUCUGGAAAUUAGGGUGGAAGUCUUUGUAGUCAAGCCUGCCUGUCAUCAGCUUCUCUGCUGGCAAGGAAGUCGUCCGUUCAGUACCCGGAAAAUGCAGUGUUAAUAGGAAGUUGUAGAAUACUGCUGUAGUUUUAGUAUCGAGACAAAGCCCCAAAAUCCUUGGUAUUUAUGGUUACUCUUGAGUUUAACCGUUUUGCAAACUUUAUAUGUAUAUGUAGUUCGGAUUGUCACCGCUAUAAUCGUGUCUUUGUAACUUACUUUGGUAGAACUGCAAAAGUUGAUUGUUCCUCGAGUCUAUUAUGGAAGGCCUUGUCAAGCUUGGCUGGCUUAUACCUUUUCUGUAGACUAUUAUUUAAAGAAAAACUCAUUAUAAACCGAAAGGGCACAAAAUAGAAAAGGUCAUAGGAUUAGUAGAAUCAAUCCCAAUUGUCUCUUUGUAUGGUUUGUUUGAUUCAGACUGUAAUGACAGAUGACAAUAGCAAUGAUGAUGCAAUGCUUUGCGCGUGCCCUCCUGCCUGGUUCUUUUUAUUGA